AUGGCUGGAUAUCAUGCCUCGUUUGGUUCACAUCACUGUAUAUUGUGUGGCAAUCGUUUCAAGUAUGAUUACAAUCUGUUGUAUCACUAUCGACGGUCGUGUCCUUACACGAAGAUUUAUAUCGAUCGAGAGAUGCGAGAACAGUUGGACGCAACAAAUCUACGAAAAUUGGUGCGCAAGAUCUCGCAGGAGGAACUGCCUUCGUCUUCGCCGUUAUCACUGAACAGAUUAUUGCACAACAAAGAUUUGCUGUAUAAUAAACGGCAAAUGUUAAGAUAUCAAACCAACCUGAAUAAUCCUCUGCCGCAGUUAUUAAUACCCAAACCUGGAUUACAACACGCAAAGUCAUGUCCUGUCUGUUCGGUAAUAUUUUACGGGACGGAUGUGGUUGAACGACACAUCAAGGCAGCGCAUCCGAUCGAAUGGGAAUUACAGUUCAGUGAGAACGCUAUCAAUGCUACAAAUAUCAGUCGGAGUGCGAAUGCUGUCGGAUCUAUUCACAGAGGUGAUGACGGUGAGAAUGGUGGUGAGUAUGAAACUGAUGAUGUGGAACCACCGCCGACACUGACCGCAGAAUCACCCGUUGAGCAGCCAGUCGUUCGAAGUGAGCCCAUAAUUCGACGAGCACAUCAUAUCGAGGUGGACGAGGAUGGCAAUCAGAAGUUGGUGGAUGAAAAUGGAGUUGUGGUGAGUUCUUUAGAUAACAAUAGUAAUGUGUAG
This is a messenger RNA of Anisakis simplex (herring worm), 720 nucleotides long. The record is from the annotation of a GenBank genome assembly. NCBI's taxonomy places the organism in Eukaryota, Metazoa, Nematoda, Chromadorea, Rhabditida, Anisakidae.